AAGUGGACUCCAGUUACAUACCCGUAUGUAAACAAACCUCGUCGUUGCUGUUUGGUCAUUAAGUUGUGCUAAUGGUGUUGCUUUCCUUGUAAUCUUAAACUAUCUGGUGAUGUCCCCUUCGUGUUCACAGUGUGGCUCCAGUAGCGUGGUGGAGGAUGAGCUGUACAGUCAGACACAGUGGGUGUGUCAGGACUGCGGCUCUGUCAUCUCAGAGGGGACUUUGACCACCACACUGAGUGAUGAACAACACUCAACUGCCGUGCCUUAUUACCUCACCACAGAGGUCACCAAGAAGCCAUGUCCCAACCUGAUCAAAGGUUUGGUUCGUGUACGCUCUCUGUGCCGAAUCCUCAGGUUAUCUAAACAGAUGGAGUCUGAUGUGACAAGCUUGUACGAGCUUGCUUAUAAGCACCCCCAGUUUCUGAGCGGACAUCUGAUGAAGAAGGAGAUGUUGGGGGGCUCCUGUGUGCUCUCUGUCUGCAGGCAGAACAACUGGCCUGUUGCCAUGGGAACCAUCAGCAUGCUUUUGGACGCUGAACCAGCUUCCGUAGGCACUGUCUAUCACGAACUGAAUAAAGCCCUGAACAUCCAAAAUACAACCGCAUGCAGCUUCACUGAGCUGCUAGAGAGCCACUGUCACGAGUAUAAGCUGAGCCCCAGUGAUGUGCCUGAUGUCUUUGCUGAGUCUGUAGAGCGUUUGUUGCAGCGGAGCACUGCACUGUUGGAGCUGGCCGCUGAUGUGUGGUUAGUGACCGGACGCCAACCGCUGCCCCUCCUCACCGCGUGUGUGUAUGUAGCCUGGCAGUCCCUCAAACCCAUGGCCCGUAUGAAGUGCACACUGAAUAAGUUCUGUGAGAUAGCUAGGUUGCCUAAGUUGAAGCAGUCGGGAGUGACUCGGCGGGACACAGCGGUGCGGCGUGUUAAUGAGCUGAGGGAGGCGCUGUGUAAACUAGGCCGUGCCCUGCCGUGGCUCAGAGGAGGCACUGUCGAGCCCGGCUCCGUCUGCACGCUGGUUGACGAUAUUCUUUCAUACCGUAGAACGCUGAUGCUGCAGGCCGUGAGGAGCUGUGAGCUCGAAGAGGAUGCUGAGGAACAGAGUGAAACCUCCUCUGAAGAAGUGCACUCGGGUAAAAGACACCUUUUCCUGCCCCCAUCAGCAAGGAACCCAAAGCGUAAGAGACCCUAUUCACCCGGGCCAGACGUCACCGGUGACGAGAAUAUAUCAGACACGGAAAUAGAAUCAUACAUUCGAUCGCCAGAGGAGGUGAAGGUCUAUCAAAAGGUGCAGAAGAAACUGACAGAGGACAAGAAGUGAAGGAUUCAAAUUAAACUAGUUUUUUUGUUUGGUUUGUCAUUUAUUGUCAUUUCUUUUGCUGUUGAACACUGAGUACCUCUGUAAUAUGCACUUUAAGUUAGAUUUACUAAAGUUCAUUAGUGCUUAAUACUGGAUGUGUGAGAUGGUCUUGGAUGACCUUUUGUACUGCUGUAGCUGUCAGCAGGAUAAAUUAAAGCAUGUUCACAUUGUUCACACAUAUGUUUGUAUAGAAAUUAUUCUAACUGCUUGUCUUUUUUUUACUGAACUAUUAAUUGGCAAAUAGCUUGGAAGUGUUUUUUUUCUAUUUGCUUAAAAAACUUGAUUUAUAUAUUUUUUAAAAACAUAAAACUAUUUUUGAACACUA
Tachysurus vachellii is the source of this 1679-nucleotide messenger RNA. It is a transcript of the gene brf2, whose product is annotated as BRF2 RNA polymerase III transcription initiation factor subunit. NCBI's taxonomy places the organism in Eukaryota, Metazoa, Chordata, Actinopteri, Siluriformes, Bagridae. Gene Ontology annotation, cellular component: transcription preinitiation complex; nucleus. Gene Ontology annotation, molecular function: TBP-class protein binding; RNA polymerase II general transcription initiation factor activity. The coding region runs from base 110 to 1315 and encodes 401 amino acids. Gene Ontology annotation, biological process: transcription initiation at RNA polymerase II promoter; transcription preinitiation complex assembly. The transcript has 6 exons. The record is from RefSeq and is a predicted model, not a curated record.